This is a messenger RNA of Thelazia callipaeda (thelaziosis nematode), 6516 nucleotides long. The record is from the annotation of a GenBank genome assembly. Lineage: Eukaryota; Metazoa; Nematoda; Chromadorea; Rhabditida; Thelaziidae.
AUGUAUGUAGGAAACAAUACUACUGCAAAUUAUGUUUCUAGUGACUCCAGCUAUCGAUCACGCUUAGAAAAAAUUCGUUCAUUGGAGGUUUUAGAUCAGAGAUUCGGUUUUCAACGUUAUACCGAUGUAGAAUGGCAAAAUGCUUGGUUACUGAAUGCUGAAAUGGUAGAUGAUGAAACAAAAAAUAUUAUUGCAAUAUGUGACUUUUACUUUCUUUCGGAAGAUGGCGGACGCUUCAAGAUAUCAUAUCCUUUCCGUCCUUAUCUGUACAUCGCAACGCUUCCUUCGUUCGAACACAUGGUCCUAUCUUAUUUAUCAAAGAAGUAUGCAAGUGUAAUCACAGUGGAUAUAGUCGAAAAGGAAGAUCUUGAUUUAAAAAAUCAUUUAUCUGGACUAAAGCGAACUUAUUUAAAAAUAUCAUUUCCAAGUCUGAAUGAGCUUGUAAAGUUCAAGAAAGACGUAAUAUCAGUAUUGAGGAAAAAUCAAGAAAGGGAAAAGCAAACAACAUCUUAUACAAAUCUUCUCGUCAGACAUUUUGGUGUUAAAGAUGUCCUUACAGAUGAUGGUGGUGUUUUGGAAAAAAUCAUUGAUUUGAGGGAACAUGAUUUACCUUACCAGAUGAGGGUGUGUAUUGAUUUGGAAGUGUGCGUAGGCUUGUGGUAUCGUGUAACAGGAAGAGAUUUAUCUCGAAAACCGAAAAUUAUACGACAUCCAACUCUGAUUGAUCCACCAGAACCAAUCAUAUUAGCGUAUGACAUUGAAGUCACAAAGUUGCCUUUGAAAUUUCCGGAUAGUGCUAUAGAUCAAAUAAUGAUGAUUUCUUACAUGAUUAAUGGAAAUGGAUUUCUACUUAUAAAUAGAGAAAUUAUUUCUGCCGAUGUGGAUGAUUUUGAAUACACUCCAGGGCCGGAGUAUAAAGGUUUAUUUCGGGUAAUGAAUUUACCGGACGAAAAAGCCGUUAUCAAAUAUUUCUUCGACCAUAUCACACGACUUCGUCCAUCAAUAUUUGUCACCUAUAAUGGCGAUUCAUUCGAUUGGCCUUUUGUGGAAGCUCGUGCAGCAGUACAUGGUUUUCUUAUGUCGACUGAAAUCGGUGUUAUGAGAAAUCCAGCUGGAGAAUACAGAACCACAAAUGCAGUUCAUAUUGAUGCAUUCAAAUGGGUAAAACGGGAUAGUUAUUUGCCAGUAGGAAGUCAAAAUCUUAAGGCGUGUACCAAAGCCAAACUUCGGUAUGAUCCAAUUGAACUUGAUCCUGAACAAAUGUGCAUAAUGGCUAAAGAUGAGCCACAGACGUUAGCAAAUUACUCAGUAUCCGACGCAGUGGCAACAUAUUAUUUGUACAUUAAAUAUGUCCAUCCCUUUAUAUUUGCUUUAUGCACUAUUAUACCGUUGAGUCCUGACGAUGGUUCUGGUACUCUGUGUGAAGCACUUCUGAUGGUUAGAGCAUUCCAAAACAAUAUAAUUUUUCCUAAUAAAUCUCUACAUUACGGGACAAAGUAUACUGCUGAUGGACAUAUAAUUGAAAGUGAAACGUAUGUAGGAGGGCAUGUUGAAGCAUUAGAAUCUGGUAUUUUCCGUGCUGAUAUUCCGGAGAGAUUUCGAAUCGUGCCAGCUACAAUCGUAGACUUGAAACACAAUCUCAAGAAAACGCUGGAGUACUCGCUAACGCGAGAAUCUAGUAUUAAAAUGGAUGAAGUCGUUGAUUUUAAUGAUGUAGUCCUUGAGGUUGAAGCACAGCUUGACGAUUUUAUUAGAAGACCUUUGCGUCUUGAAACUCCCAAGAUCUAUCACUUGGAUGUUGCAGCAAUGUAUCCAAAUAUUAUUCUCACUAAUCGUCUCCAACCAUCUGCAGUAGUUACGAAUGAAAGAUGUAUAGCCUGUGUGUAUAAUACAUUAGAUGCAAAGUGUCAACGAACAUUGCAGUGGGAAUGGCGAGGAGAAAUCAUGCCUGCUUCAAAAGGUGAAUAUGAACGCAUUUUGCAACAAUUGGAAAACGAAAAAUUCGGUAAACCACCAAAGCCAUUUCACCGUUUAGAUCGUGAGCAAAGAAGUCAAAUUGAAAUUAAGCGUGUUCAAGAUUUUUGCAAACGUGCGUAUGGCAAAACUCAUAUUACCAAAAAUGAGUUCAGAUAUACUACAAUAUGCCAAAGAGAGAAUGCAUUUUAUGUCGAUACCGUCAAAGCUUUUCGAGACAGACGAUAUGAAUACAAAGCGUUGCUUAAAGAAGCAAAAAGAGUUUUGGACGAAAUAUCGGAAGAUGAUAUUCAUGCCUUGAAAAUAGCUCAAGGGCGUGUCGUUUUGUAUGAAAGUUUGCAACUUGCUCACAAAUGUAUCCUGAAUUCAUUUUAUGGAUAUGUGAUGCGUAAAGGAUCACGAUGGUUUUCAAUGGAAAUGGCUGGCAUUGUUUGCCAUACAGGAGCAAAUAUCAUCACCGAAGCUCGAAAACUGGUGGAACAAAUUGGCAAACCCUUGGAACUUGAUACAGAUGGGAUUUGGUGUCUGAUUCCAGGAUCAUUUCCCGAGAAUAUUACCUUCACUUUAAGGAGUUCUAAACGCAAAAUGGUGUAUUUUUGGUUUCUUCUACAGUAUAGUUUGUUAGGUGCUGAAGUUCUUUUCAUCUUUGAGCAUUUGACUGACCAUGGCUAUCGAUUGCAGAUAACUGUUUCAUAUCCUGGUGCAAUUUUGAAUGCACUUGUGCGUGAUAAGUUUACAAAUGAUCAGUAUCACCAGCUUGAACAGGAUGGAACGUACUCAAUAAGUUCUGAAAACUCCAUAUUUUUUGAAGUUGAUGGACCGUACCUGGCAAUGUUUCUUCCAGCAUCUAGAGAAGAAGGGAAAAAACUAAAAAAGAGGUAUGCGGUUUUCAAUUUUGAUGGUUCGCUUGCUGAGCUGAAAGGCUUUGAAAUAAAGAGACGUGGUGAAUUAGCACUUAUCAAGUAUUUUCAAAAUUCGGUUUUCAAAGCGUUUCUAAAAGGUAAAAAUCAUUUGGAAGCAUAUGAACAUGCAGCAAAUGAAGCGAACUAUUGGUUAGAUGUGUUAUUUUCCAAAGGUGCUAGUUUACCAGAUCGUGAACUUUUCGAUUUAAUUGCGGAGAAUCGAAGCAUGUCUAAAAAACUUGAUGAUUAUGGCGAACAAAAGUCAACAUCUAUCUCUACAGCCAAGCGUCUGGCUGAAUUUCUUGGCGACGAUAUGGUUAAAGAUGCUGGUCUUGCUUGCCGUUUUAUUAUUUCGAAAUUACCCCUUGAUGCACCUGUAGCACAGAGAGCCAUUCCACUGGCUAUAUUCCAAGCAUCACCAAAUGUAUGUGCGCACUAUCUUCGAAAAUGGACCAGGGAUACAGCAAUCACCAAAGAUAAUAUCAAUAUUCGACAUAUCAUCGAUUGGGAUUAUUAUGUGGAACGUUUCGGAUCUACUGUUCAAAAAAUCAUUUCCAUUCCAGCUGCUUUACAAAACAUUCCCAAUCCAGUUCCACGUGUUCCUUUUCCGGACUGGUUAGAAAGUAAACGUCAACAACGGAAAAAUGACUACAAGCAACCAAAAAUUAAUGACAUUUUCAAAAAAGCCGAUGUUGCACCAUUUGAAAUUGAUAUUGAAAACAUUGGAACGAAGAGAGCCACUGAACUCAAGUCUUCAAUAGAUGCUAUACCUCUCAGUGAAUCUUCAAAUAUGGUGGAGAAUUCUUCAACUAAAAGCGCGGUGAUAAAUGAACUACAAGGGUCCAUAAUAAAGGUUCAAAAAACUAACCAAUCAGAUAUAAUAGAAAAAAAGACAAUCGUUGAACAUGGAGUCCAAGAAUGGUUAAGAUAUUUAAAAAUAAAAUGGAAGGCACGAAAAGCGAAUAAAAUUCAUAAAGGACUGAAUGUAGCGAGAAAAAUCACACCGAUUACUUCCAUGCUUGAACAAAGUAAACGUGUGAUGCGAGAUGCAGUGUGGCAAAUAAUCCAGAUAUCAGAGACGUCAAACCAAGGUAUGCUAGCUAUGUGGUGUGUUAUUAAUGCCAAAAUGAUGAAGAUUAAUGUGCGAAUUCCCCGAGUUAUUUAUGUAAAUGAUCGAGAAGAAAAUGCGAAUUUUGGAGUGAUCGUUAAGCGUAUUCUUCCACGCCUGAAACCUCUCUUUAACUUGCGACGAUAUGUUAUCGACGAGAGAGUAUUUGAGUCGAGUUUGAAUUCAAAAAUUAUGGAAGCAAAUGGUUAUAGCCAGCUAAAUAGAGAGCUGUGCGCAAUGAGGAUAGAGGGUGUGUACGAAUCGCAGGUGCCGUUGCUUUUCCGAGCAAUAAUUAAUUUCGGAUGUAGCUGUCGGCUGAAGUCAAACUUUCAGAUGUCCUCAGCUACAGUAUAUGACUUUGAAAAUUUUGAAUCGGAUUUUUCAGUACAGUAUCUCCCAAAAAAUACAAUUCGUAGUUUAUUUUUUUACGAACAUCAUCAAGAUAAAAGAUCAGUUAUGGCAGUGUUCAGUCCAUUUGCAAAAGAAGCUCAAUUUGUUGUGGUUAAUAAAGCUAAAUUAGAUUUGCCAAACCUAUCAUUUAUUUUUGAAAAGGAACGAACAAAGUUAUCUAAUGAAACUGGUUACUCUUUUCUUGACCAGAAAGCCGAUAUGGAUUUCACAAUCUCACAAUGUGUUUCCAUCGAAAGAGCUGAUCGAAUAAUUCAGAAGUACAUCCGCAAUUUGCGGCAAAUGGACACUUUCCCUACAGUUAUUGUUGUGCAGUCAAAGGAAGAUUUGUCUGUGCUAGCAAGACGAUUACCAGUGCUUGACAGCUAUCCUCUUGUACGGAUAUAUGUUACUGAACCAUCUGCUCUUUUUAAUGUAUUGGAUUGGCAGCGUGUUGUUUUAAGUCGAAUUAUAAAACAUUAUUUCAACAUGUUUUUGUAUUUACAUCAAUAUGUAGAAAUAAGUCGCUAUCUGCAUAUUCCGAUUGGAAAUAUACCCGAAGAUUUUUCAACAUUUGGUCCUGAUGUAUUGUUUGCUCGAAGUUUAAUCAAUCAAGGAUUUGUCUUGUGGGCCUCACCUUGUAAUCGACCAGAUCUUGGUGGUAAGGAACUUGAUGACGCACGUUUAAACGCUGUUUGGUCAUCAAUUUGUGUCAGUAAACAGGCAGCUUGUCUAAUCAAUGAGUCCAGCUUUCAAACUAGCGUAUGCGUUGAGCUACAACUGGGGGCAGUUGAUGUUACAGCUCUUGUGCAGUCAGCAGCUAUUGCUAAUGCAGAGGGUGGUACGGACUCUGUGGGUUUCCUGACUGGUAGCGCUUUGUCAACAGAUGCGCUACUUGGACAUGUUCGAAGCAUAGCUGAAUAUGAUGAAGGAGCGGCGGUGGCAGGUCCAUUGAAGGUCCUUCGACAAUUGCUGCACGAAUGUAUCAAGGAUAUUCACUUAACUGGCAACAAAAUUGCCGAUCAGUUAGUAAUAAGCAUCAAUCGUUGGAUACGCACACAGCAUACCAUGAUGUAUGAUCCUGCAAUUGCUCACGUAGUCGACAUACUUAUAACAAAGUUAAUUCUUCUUUUGGUUGCUGAAGUGAGUCGAUUAGGAGGAUACGUCAUAUAUGCAUCAAAUUCGAGAUUAAUUAUUUCCACUCAACGUCUAUCACUUGAGCAUGCGCGAUCAUUUGUAAGCAGUUUAUGUUCGUCGCUUGAAGAGCAUGCAAUCUUCGCAUCACUAAACGUGAAAGCAACAAAGUUUUGGGAUGUUUUGUUAUGGGUCGACUCGAGUGAUCAUAUUGGCAUUCUUUUGGGAGAAGAAGAAGAAAGUAAUGAAAUCACGAUUAAGCUCAAUACAUCACAGUUUAUUGGGGAUGACAAUUAUCAGAACUUGUUUAAACAAAUAUUGAUUGGCUAUCUUGUUUUAGUUGGCAAUAACAUAAAAUCAGUAAACGAUAUCGAAGAACAAAAACAGUAUCGCUUGCGUCUUGUUACGAAAGAAAUCACUGAGCAAAUGUUUGAUCUCAUAAAUAAUUUGACAUUACGGUCUGUUCCAGAAAAAGCUAAAUCAAGAGAUUCGAUUAUUCUAAUGGUGAAAGGAAUAUCCCAUUUUAUUGGACUCGAUGCUGUUGUAAACGAACAAAUGGAAAAACUGCGAUAUCAACUAAUGCGUAUGUUGAACGUGAAUGAUACAUCAGAUGAAUCUCGAUGGCAGUCCUUAAAUGUAUCCUGCAUUUUAACUCAGCUUUUCUGUUCUGCUUGUUGUCAGUCAAAUGAUUUGGAUGUUUGCCAAUCUGAAAUAUGGAGUUGUCCAGACUGUGGGAGGCACUUCCCUACUACCAUUAUUGAGGAGCUCCUAAUCGAGCGCGUUAAUCAGCUCUUGAUUGCCUACAUAAUUCAAGAUUUCAAAUGUACACGUUGUGGGGCGAUCCGUAAGCAUAAUUUGCCUCUUCUCUGUGAUUGCUGCGGUACUGAAGAGAAUGUUGUGCCUGCUUCUGAAUUUCGUUUCAGUGUAGAAACAAUUAAAAAAGUAGCUGGAAAACAUGACCUUACUCGCUUAGAUGAAGUUUGUGAAUGGAUUUUAUUCGAAAAUGCAUAA